AUGUUUGCUGUUGCGAGCAUCGCCUAUCACGUCGCCAGCAGUGCGAUCUGUCUGCUCAUGUUCUUUGUCUCGCCCUUCCUCGGAGAGAAGGUCGAGGUGCCGUACGAGGAUCGCGAACUCGAUAUCUCGCUACUCCACCUGUCUGCAACGGAGAUGGCGGAGCUUGUGGACCUGUCGAUCCGGCAGAUCGUGAGAGUCAACAGAAGCAUCAACGCGGCUGUCGCUGAGAGGUUCGCGCAAGCCAGACAAGAGGCUGCACGUGCUGAUGAGAGAGUGGCUGAGGCACGAGCAAAAGAAACCUUAGACAGCCUCCCUCCUCUCCUCGGGGUUCCUUUCAGCGUCAAGGAAAGCUUCUCUGUGCAGGGGAUGCCAAACACUUCAGGCUUGAUUGCAAGGACGGGAAGAAUUGCACAUGUAGAUGCUAAAGUUGUCAAGAGACUACGAACUGCAGGUGCCAUCCCUGUCUGCGUGUCCAACGUCUCAGAGCUCUGUAUGUGGAUGGAGUCCUACAACUACGUCUACGGGCUGACCAAGAACCCUUACUCGCUCCGACACUCUGUGGGAGGAAGCAGCGGAGGGGAGGCAGCCCUCGUCGCAAGCUGCAGUUGUGUUCCCUUUGGUGUUGGGAGUGACGUAGGAGGAAGCAUUCGGAUCCCUUCGGCUUUUAACGGAGUGUUCGGACAUAAGCCGACCGGGGGUCUGAUCCCCAACGACGGGCAGCAUCCCAUCAGCGGAGGUUCUGCGCGUCACGUCCUCGCAACUGGUCCGAUCUGCAAGCGUGCGUGCGACCUCCUUCCUCUCCUCCGGAUUUUCGCGACGCCGUCGAAGCUGGCAGACGUCAGCUCGCUUGCGCUUCCUGAGAAGACCCUCGGUGACGGUCGCGCGAUCGACCUCUCCAAGAUCCGGGAGAUCGUCAAGAGGCAGGAGGCGAUCGAGCAGUUCUUGGAGUCAAGAGGUGCGGAGGUGCGACGAGUCUCGACCCUCCCCUUCCUCUCACGAAGUUUACACCUCUGGUCCACGCGGCUUCUCCUCGCCCAACAUGAGAGGAGCAAGUGA
Messenger RNA from Guillardia theta CCMP2712, 1056 nucleotides. RefSeq lists its product as hypothetical. The coding region runs from base 1 to 1056 and encodes 351 amino acids. The record is from RefSeq and is a predicted model, not a curated record. The transcript has 14 exons. NCBI's taxonomy places the organism in Eukaryota, Cryptophyceae, Pyrenomonadales, Geminigeraceae.